AUUCCAAAUCGAAGGCCAAAUUCCCUCGCAAUCAACACAAGGAAUCUCCUUCUCCGUCGCCGCUCUUUUCUCUGUAACCCUAAUUUAUGUUCUUUAAGUCACCAAUCUUCACUUGUUAUCUCGUCGCCGUUUGAUUUCAGUCACUAUUGUUACACUUGUAUCGCGAAUAAUAUUUCGAUGGAUGAUUCAUCUGAUUGUGGGAGGAUACGGAAUAUAUGCAUUCUUGCUCAUGUUGAUCAUGGCAAAACCACCCUUGCUGAUCACCUGAUUGCUUCGUGUGGAGGAGGGGUUCUCCAUCCAAAACAAGCUGGUAGGCUUCGAUUUAUGGAUUAUUUAGACGAAGAACAAAGGAGGGCAAUAACCAUGAAGAGUUCUUCCAUUGGUCUUCAAUUUAAAGGUCAUUCCAUAAACCUUAUUGAUUCACCUGGCCAUAUGGACUUUUGUAGUGAGGUUUCAACUGCUUCUCGUUUGAGCGAUGGAGGUUUGGUUUUGGUGGAUGCUGUUGAGGGUGUUCAUAUUCAGACCCAUGCUGUUUUACGUCAGGCGUGGAUCGAAAAGCUUACACCUUGUUUGGUUUUGAAUAAGAUCGAUAGGUUGAUUUGUGAGCUUAAAUUGAGUCCCAUGGAGGCUUACAAUCGUCUCCAGAGAAUCGUUCAUGAAGUUAAUGGGAUCGUUAGUACUUACAAAUCUCAAAAGUAUUUAUCAGAUGUCGACUCCAUUCUUGCUGGACCUGCUGGUGAAUCAAAUGAUGAAAACCAGGAGUUCAUAGAGGAUGAUGAAGAAGUAACUUUCCAACCACAAAAGGGUAAUGUUGUUUUUGUUUGUGCCUUAGAUGGAUGGGGAUUUGGUAUUUGUGAGUUUGCCGAGUUUUAUGCUUCUAAACUAGGAGCUAGCUCUGCUAGUUUGCAGAAAGCUUUAUGGGGUCCUCGAUACUUUAUUCCAAAGACGAAGAUGAUUGUGGGCAAGAAAGGACUGGCUGCCGGAAGCAAGGCUCGCCCUAUGUUUGUUCAGUUUGUGCUCGAGCCAUUAUGGCAAGUCUACGAAGCAGCCUUGGAAACAAAUGGGGAUAAAGGGAUACUUGAAAAGUUAAUCAAAUCAUUCAAUUUAUCUGUUCCUAAUCGUGAACUGCAAAACAAAGAUCCAAAAUCCGUUCUCCAAUCUGUCAUGAGCCGAUGGCUUCCUUUAUCAGAUGCCAUUUUAUCUAUGGUGGUUAAACAUAUACCAGACCCUAUUUCUGCACAAUCGUUCCGUGUGUCACGCUUGCUUCCAAAAAGAGAGAUUUUAGAUAGUGCCAUCAGUAACUCUGAUGUGAUCGCUGAGGCUGAGCUCGUGAGGAAAUCCGUUGAGGCUUGUGAUUCACGAAGUGAAUCACCAUGUGUUGCUUUUGUAUCCAAGAUGUUUGCGGUUCCUAUGAAGAUGCUACCUCAAAGAGGCGUAAAUGGGGAUCUUCUGCACAAUCAAACAGAAGAAGGCGGAAAUGGAGAUUCCGACGAGUGUUUUCUAGCAUUUGCGAGGGUUUUUAGUGGUGUUCUUCAUUCGGGCCAGAAGAUCUUUGUGCUAUCGGCAUUGUAUGAUCCACUUAAAACGGGAGAAUCGGUUCAGAAGCAUAUUCAAGAAGCUGAGUUGCAUUCUUUGUAUCUGAUGAUGGGCCAAGGCUUAAAACCAGUGGCUGCAGCCACGGCUGGAAAUGUCGUCGCCAUUAGAGGCCUCGGUCACCAUAUCUUGAAAAGCGCUACUCUAUCUUCAACGAAGAACUGUUGGCCAUUCUCCAGUAUGACAUUUCAGGUUUCACCAACUCUGAAAGUUGCUAUUGAGCCAUCCGAUCCGGUCGACAUGGCGGCACUUAUGAAAGGGCUUCGGCUUUUAAACCGUGCAGACCCGUUUGUGGAGGUGAGUGUUUCCGCUAGAGGCGAGCAUGUUCUUGCUGCUGCAGGUGAAGUUCAUCUGGAAAGAUGCAUUAAAGAUUUAAAAGAAAGGUUUGCAAAGGUGAACUUAGAAAUUUCACCACCUCUUGUGUCUUUUAGAGAAACCAUUGAAGGGGAUUCAUCAAAUCCUUUUGAUAAAUUAAAAUCUUUUAUCGGGAGUUCUAACGUUAUUGAAAGAACGACACCGAACGGAAGGUGUAUGGUUCGUGUCUACAUUUUGAAACUUCCUGAUGCCCUUACGAAAUUGCUAGACGAAAGUUCCGAUCUGCUUGAGGAUAUCAUCGCAGGUAAAGCAAUUCAGCUUAAAUCAAGCAUCGGAGCUCAAGAUGAUGAUCAUCCAGUAGAAGCUCUUCGGAAACGCAUCUGGGAUGCCAUAGAAAGUGAAUUUUUAGAUGGGAAUGAGAAAGAUAAAGAUCGAGCCGAAAAGUAUAAACUUUUAUGGGAAAAUCUUCUAAAACGGAUCUGGGCUUUGGGGCCAAGACAAGUCGGUCCAAACAUGCUCAUUCUCCCGGAGCCGAGUACCACAAUCAUGGGUUCUUCCGUUCUCAUACAGAGUUCUCCUUACGUAUCUGAAAGACUGGGUUUCACAGAGGUUUCCAUCAGUGACAGAUUAGCAAGCGAGUCGUCAGAAAUUCGAUCACUGAACGAAGAAGCAGAGAGCCUCAGAAGCAGCGUAUUAUCUGGGUUCCAAGUUGCCACUGCGGCUGGUCCUUUGUGCGAUGAACCCAUGUGGGGUUUGGCGUUUGUGGUCGAGGCUGCCAUUUUUCCAUUUGUUAGUGAAUCUGAAGCCAUUCAUCAACAAGCUCAAUCCGAGCAAUACGGGGUGUUUUCUGGACAGGUUAUGACCGCGGUUAAAGAAGCCUGUAAAGCAGCUGUUCUUCAAAAGAACCCUCGGAUCGUUGAAGGCAUGUAUUUUUGCGAGUUGAAUACACCGACGGAAUAUUUAGGACCAAUGUACGCUGUGCUGGCACGUAGACGAGCCCGGAUCUUAAAGGAAGAAAUGCAGGAAGGGUCCCCGUUGUUCACAGUGCACGCAUACGUGCCGGUUGCCGAAAGCUUCGGAUUUGCCGAUGAGCUGAGAAGAUGGACUUCUGGGGCUUCAAGUGCUCUGCUUGUUCUUAGUCACUGGGAAGCACUUCCUGAGGAUCCGUUUUUCAUACCGAAAACCGAAGAGGAGAAAGAAGAGUUUGGAGACGGUUCUAGCGUUCUACAAAACACUGCACGGAAACUAAUCGAUGGGGUUCGGCGGCGUAAGGGCCUCCCGGUCGAGGAAAAGGUCGUUCAGCACGCUACAAAACAGCGAACACUGGCUCGUAAGGUUUAGAAAAUUUUGAUUCAGUUUCUACAUUUGCUAAUGUAUUGCAUCCCAAAACAUUAUACACACUUUACUGUGCAUCUCAAUUCAUCUUUUUGUUGGAGUCAUCCAUU
Cynara cardunculus var. scolymus (artichoke) is the source of this 3353-nucleotide messenger RNA. Its product is annotated as elongation factor-like GTPase 1. Gene Ontology annotation, cellular component: cytosol; ribonucleoprotein complex. Bases 178 to 3249 code for a protein of 1023 amino acids. Gene Ontology annotation, biological process: cytosolic ribosome assembly. NCBI's taxonomy places the organism in Eukaryota, Viridiplantae, Streptophyta, Magnoliopsida, Asterales, Asteraceae. The record is from RefSeq and is a predicted model, not a curated record. The transcript is spliced from 2 exons. Gene Ontology annotation, molecular function: GTP binding; GTPase activity; ribosome binding.